GAUGUAACCGAGCAAAUAUAUUUUAUUUAUAUAUAUAAGUCGCUGUUGUUGUUUGUGUUAAAAAGCUACAGAUGAUAACCAUAUCCAUGUACUAGCUGGGUAAUUCGCUGGAUGAGUGUUUUCUUCCCAGCAGAAAUGGCAGACGAGGCUCUUUUUCAGUUCCUCCAUAAUGAACUUAUACAGUAUGUCAACAACGCAGAAAGCGGAGAAAAUGAAAACGGACGGUGUGUUUCUAAGCUUGAGAACAUGGGAUUUCGUGUGGGACAAGGUCUCAUUGAAAGGUUCACCAAAGACACAGCACGUUUCAAAGAUGAGCUCGACGUCAUGAAAUUCAUCUGCAAAGAUUUCUGGACCUGUGUGUUUAAGAAGCAGAUUGAUAAUCUGAGAACAAACCACCAAGGCAUUUACGUCCUACAGGAUAACAAGUUUCGGUUAUUGAACCAACUGUCUGCUGGUAAACAGUAUCUGGAACAUGCACCAAAGUAUUUGGCGUUUACCUGCGGUCUGGUGAGAGGAGGGCUCUACAACCUCGGUGUAAAGAGCAUCGUCACAGCUGAGGUGUCCGUCAUGCCUGCUUGUAAAUUCCAGGUGAUGAUCCAGAAGAUGUAAAACACUGAACAUAAGAACAAAUUCCUUAUAAUAUAUACACAUCAGUCAUCGUUUUGUUGACUUUUGAUUUUAUUGUACUAUUUUUUUUUUUUUUCUAUUGAAGCUUGUCAUUGGUUCCUUGCAUGCAAUUUACAUCAUGCUAAGGUCAAGCCUUGUUGUAAUGUGUUCAUUUGUACCAUAACCCUGAUUUAUUACUAGUUUUACACCUUAUGUUCUAAAACAAAUUUGCACAAGUUAUCAUUAAAAUGUGUUGAGUUGGA
This is a messenger RNA of Ictalurus punctatus (channel catfish), 869 nucleotides long. It is a transcript of the gene trappc6b, whose product is annotated as trafficking protein particle complex subunit 6B. The record is from RefSeq and is marked provisional. Lineage: Eukaryota; Metazoa; Chordata; Actinopteri; Siluriformes; Ictaluridae. Gene Ontology annotation, cellular component: cis-Golgi network; trans-Golgi network; TRAPP complex. Gene Ontology annotation, biological process: endoplasmic reticulum to Golgi vesicle-mediated transport; regulation of GTPase activity.